Molecule: messenger RNA, 964 nt
Organism: Cheilinus undulatus (humphead wrasse)
Lineage: Eukaryota; Metazoa; Chordata; Actinopteri; Labriformes; Labridae
Gene: malsu1
Product: mitochondrial assembly of ribosomal large subunit 1
Exons: 4
Coding region: 64-765 (233 amino acids)
Biological process (GO): negative regulation of ribosome biogenesis; negative regulation of translation
Cellular component (GO): mitochondrion
Molecular function (GO): ribosomal large subunit binding
Source: RefSeq, a predicted model, not a curated record
UAUAGGUCUAGGCAAAUGUAGGCUACUCGUGGGUACCACUGAUAGUGGUUCCAGGUUAAAAUCAUGAGUAUUUUUCAUCACUCAAAGAAACUGCUACUAUCCGCAUUUAAAACUCCCUUCAUGGUGGAGCGCAUCGUCCUUUCUAGAAGCUUCGUUUCGGUCCCUAAAGCUCGUUAUAACAGUUUAUAUACGGCUCGAAGUUUAGCACCAUAUUUAUCCUCAUGUCAGCAUGGGCGUCAUGCCUUCACCAAAAGAUUAUAUUCAGAGAAUCAAACUAAUUCAGUUAAAGGAAUCAGUCUGACACAAGAGGAGUCAGCGAAGGUGGAGAGUGACGACGGAGACCAGGACCAAAGAUCUCAUGAAUCCUUUUCUCUUGAUGUGCUGGUGUCUUUACUUCGUCAGGAAAAUGCAGUGGACAUCUGUGUUAUUAAAGUACCAGAGCACAUCAAAUAUGCAGAGUACUUUAUUGUUGUCAGCGGUGUAUCACAGAGACAUCUCAGAGCGAUGGCACUUUAUGCUAUCAAAGUGUACAAGUUUCUGAAGAAAGACGGAAAUCCAAAUGUCAAGAUUGAGGGAAAGGAUGCAGAAGACUGGAUGUGUAUUGACUUUGGAAGCAUGGUUUGUCACUUCAUGCUACCAGAAAGCAGAGAAGUGUUCGAGCUGGAAAAACUCUGGACUCUCCGCAACUAUGAUGAGCAGCUGAAGAGCAUCCCAGAGGAGAAGCUUCCAGAAGACUUUAUUUAUGAUGCUGAAAUCACAAAGUGAAAACACAGGACAGACCACCCCAGAACUACAUACAGCUUUGUAGCUCUGGUAGCUUUCUUUGCUAUCUGAUUAAGUGGAAAUAUUUAAGAUGAUCAAUAUCUGGGCAGAAAGACUUUUUUUGUUUCUAAAUUAUGUUUAAUAUUUUUGAGUCUGCUGAUUUAUCAAAUUUUGAUUGUUUGGAAUAAAUCGUUUUUAUACA